AUGUCGCUGAACUUGACGAAGACUCGAGACGACGACGAAGUUGGCAAGACGACCACACUUGGCCAUCUUCGUCUUCGACAUGCCGAGACCAACGAGAUCAUCCUCAUACCUACUCCAUCGAACGAUCCGAAUGAUCCUCUGAACUGGAAGAAAAGCUUCCGGGUCUACCUUGCAAUCCUCACUUGCCUCGCUAUGUUCAUGUGCAACUUCCUUGCCGCAGGCGCUACUGUCGCUAUCGUGCAAAUCACAAUCGACUUCACAGGUAUUCCUCCUACCCAGCCAGGUUUCCCUGCAGCUAUCGCAAAGAUCGCGUAUUUCUUCACGACAACUGCUCUUCUACAGGGCACUGGUAAUCUCUUCUGGAUGCCUCUUAUCCUGAAGUACGGUCGCCGUCCAAUGUAUCUCAUCUCUUUUGUUGGAUAUUUCGCAACGAUACUUUGGGCAGGUCUUACCAAGUCGUACGCUAGCGAGCUCGCUGCUCGUGUCAUGAUGGGAUUCUUUGCUGGAUCUGGUGAAUGUAUUGCUCCACUCACCAUCUCGGACUUGUUCUUCCUACAUGAACGUGGCUUCUAUAUGUCUAUGUAUACGGCAGCUCUUUCUAGCGGUGUGUCUGGAGGUGUCAUCAUCAGUGGUCUCAUCACAAUCAACCUGAGCUGGAGAUAUAUCUAUCAUGUAUCUGCCGCCAUCGUGGGUGUCUUGAUCAUACUGGUGUUCCUGACGUUUCCCGAAACUGCAUACAAUCGCAACCUUGAAAGUCACACAGUCGGUCCUGUUACCAACCACCGAGCUACAGCUAUUCCUCGCAAGCGCAGUUUCGUCCAGAAUCUUGCCAUCUUCCACGGCAGGUUCGUCGACGAGACAUUCUGGAAGAUCUUCUAUCGACCAGUCGUCUUGCUUUGCCUGCCAAUCGUUCUCUGGGCCACUCUCGUCAUGUCUGUGACCAUUGGCUUUCUUGUUGCCAUCUCUUCCAACUUCGCCAGCGCCUUCUCUACCACAUACGGUUUCAGCUCAUGGCAAUCUGGGCUCUGCUUCAUUUCUGGUCUUCUCUUCACCCUCGCCGGUAUCUUCUUCGGUGGUACGGUUUCUGAUUACGUUGCCGACUACUUCACAAAGAGAAAUGGCGGUAUCCGCGAGCCUGAAAUGCGCCUUCCUGCAAUGACCAUCGGUCUGAUCUGCUCGCCUCUUGGCCUGAUCCUAUACGGUGUCGGAAUUGAGCAGAAGUUGCACUGGAUCGUUCCUACGCUCGGGCUUGGCUUUUUGAGUAUUGCGAUCGCGCAGGCCACCAAUGUCUCCUUGGUUUAUGUCAUUGACUCUUACCGUCCUAUCGCCGGCGAAACCGUUGUGUCGCAGCUGGCCUUUAAGUCUUGUUUCGGAUUUUUGCUGUCGUUCUACACCAAUCCCUGGAUCGACAGCUCUGGCUACGCCAAGUCAUUCGGUGCCAUGGCAGGUAUUAGUGCUGCAGUACUUUUGGGAUGGAUUCCAUUCUACAUCUGGGGUGGCCGCAUUCGGGCCGCUACACACAAAUGGAAGCUGCUGACCAAGACCAUCGGUUGGAGCGAGGGUAGAGAGGUGGGCGAGUGA
Messenger RNA from Aureobasidium pullulans EXF-150, 1581 nucleotides. Its product is annotated as MFS transporter. Lineage: Eukaryota; Fungi; Ascomycota; Dothideomycetes; Dothideales; Saccotheciaceae. The coding region runs from base 1 to 1581 and encodes 526 amino acids. Gene Ontology annotation, molecular function: transmembrane transporter activity. The record is from RefSeq and is a predicted model, not a curated record. Gene Ontology annotation, biological process: transmembrane transport. The transcript has 6 exons.